Molecule: messenger RNA, 527 nt
Organism: Hibiscus syriacus
Lineage: Eukaryota; Viridiplantae; Streptophyta; Magnoliopsida; Malvales; Malvaceae
Product: microsomal glutathione S-transferase 3-like
Exons: 3
Coding region: 1-357 (118 amino acids)
Cellular component (GO): endoplasmic reticulum; membrane; nuclear envelope
Molecular function (GO): glutathione peroxidase activity; glutathione transferase activity
Source: RefSeq, a predicted model, not a curated record
AUGGCUUUCCAAGUCGGAAAAGCUCGCAAGAAGUAUAAAGUCUUUUACCCUACGCUCUACGCCCUCGAAUCGGAAAACAAAGAUGCCAAACUCUUCAACUGUGUUCAGAGAGGGCACCAGAACUCGCUGGAGCUGAUGCCCAUGUUCUUCGUGUUGCUGAUAUUGGGAGGGAUGGGCUAUCCUUGCGUUUCCGCUGCUCUCGGCCUUGUUUAUAUCGUAUCCCGUUAUUUCUACUUCACCGGCUAUGCCACCGGCGAUCCCAAGAACCGUCUCACUCUUGGGAGAUUUGGGUCCUUGGCAUUGUUGGGGCUCAUGAUCUGCACCGUUUCGUUUGGGAUCAAUCUGCUUCGACCAUGAUAAUGGACUUUGCAUAAACAUCUCCCCCUUUGGUUUAACAAUUUAAUAAGUUCCUUUAGUGUAUGCAGGCUUUGAUGGGUUUUGGGUGUUCAAUUUAGUCCCUUUUUUACUUCAAUGUUAUUGUCUAUGCAUCCUUUUUAUGCCAUAUUAAUAAAUAUUUUUUUAUUUAA